AUAGGAUUCUAUUGGUAACAUACCAACCUUGCAAUUCGCUCCAUUUGCAGAAGAUUCGAGGGCAGACGGCUCAAGAGACAGACUUCGGACUGCAGGAGUCUUGUAUCCUGAAAUCUUCGCGCUUCGGAUUGCGACCUUUGGGAUAUCGCUACAUUUUGGCAAUAGCAGUGGGAUCAGACUUUGGACCCCCUUGAUCAAAAACUAUCACAUCAUGAGCUCCGAAUUAGACGGACGGGCUAAGCUUCCGAAUGAGAUCCAUUCGCCAAGCUCUCCGACUUCACUUCAGAGGUCAAAAGAUGCGUCGGACAGUAAUAAUCCUACACCGACGAGACCUUCGCCUUCUCUGAAUACAUCUCAAUCCAGCACACCAUCCUCCAUGACGCCUUCCAACUCUAUUCCAUCUGGUUUGAAAGUCAAUCAACAAGGUACCGUCGACUUAUCCCAAUCGGAGACUUCGUUACCGUCCCACACUGGUCCCAUUCAUUCUACGAGCCCUAUUGCUCGCCGUGUUUCGGUCUCUGAAGCCAGUACCAAUCCGGUCCACCGUGUACCUAAACCCAGGUCAAAUUCCGCUCUUCAGUCAUCUCGACCUGCACCUCCUUCCCCCGCUUCCUCCAGACCAGCUUCAGGUAUCUUCUCACUCGAUGGCAAAUCUUCACCUGUUCCCAGCUCUCCAGGGCUCGACACGGUCCACCCACCAAGAGACAGAUCGAGCAGUACCUCUUCUUCUCGAGCUAGCGCAGCAGCAGCGGCAGUCAUGGGCGCAGUGGGUCGAAGAUCAAGUCUCGGGACAGGUCGAGUGUCCUCCAAAUCUCGUCCAAAGAGUGCACUGGGAGCAUCCUUUAUCGCUCAGGCUGACGCUCCUUAUUUGCCUGAAAGCGGAGCUAGUACAGUUUUUUCAACCUCACAUUCUGCUCCUUCUGCUGCGAUCUCUGGACUGCCUUCGACGACCCCCAGCACCAAUCUACCUGACUCUUCUUUGACCACUACUGCCAUUCCCGAAUAUCCUUCUCCACGUUCAUCUACCACCCAGGCUCCUCCUCAGGGAUCAAUCAUCGCUUUAGGUUCUCCUGACCCCACUAGCCCUGGUUCGACUGCCAACCCUACUCCAACACCAACUUCGCCCACUACUGCCGUCGGAAGCACGCCCACCACACCGCCCCUUCCAGCGGUUAUCAUCCGAGACUACGCCUUUCCGCCCACUGAUCCCCGUUUUCAAGGACCUGGCCUGCCGUUAUCCGGCCCAGGAGGGUCCUCAGCACGCCGUUCAUCGAGCAGGUGGUUUGGCCUUGGUUCAGACGACAACAGCCAUGGGAAUGGUGGAAGUGGACCGUCGAAGAAGUCUUGGGGCGGUUUCGGAUUCAUGUCGUUUCGGAACCUUAUCCGUCGAAAGGAUUCGUCCGAUUCAAAUGCGAGUGGCUUGAGCGGGAUGGGAACGACAGAAGGUGAUGAGGAGUAUCGCCUACCAGUGCCUGAACCAGAUCACGACGAGGAUGACUAUGCCUUCUCAUCAGAUUCUGGUUUGGAAGAAGAUGAACCUUGGGGUUUGUACCGCGCAGUGUACCCUUUCGAAGCGGUUGGAGAGCAUGAGAUUGGAAUGGAAGAAGGUGAUUUGGUAGAUGUUCGAGGAAGAGGAGGUGGAGAAGGAUGGGUCGUAGGCGUGAGGAAAAUUCUAAGUUCAGAUGGGAGAGUCGUCUCUCCAUUGGGACGUGGAGAAGAGGAGAAAGAAGGACUGGUUCCCGAGAGUUAUCUCGAAAAAGUUGAUCUGAAAGCCUUGGAGGGGAAACGAGAGAAAAUCAGGAGGUCGGGCGAGAAGGACAUUGCGAAUCCCUCGAGCAGCACUUCCGGCAGUACAGAUGAUUUCGGAAGAGCUAGACAGGCUGAGGACACAAUCAUGGAGGAGGGGGAGGAGGCUUCGAUCCCGACGGGAACCACUACCUUCUCAAAACUCCAGGCCGGCGGGGCAACUACGCAGGGAUAGGGCUACCCUGCGGCAUGAGAGCAGGCCGGAGACGAGAUCGAGGGACGUAGGGCUCGGAAAGGACCUGAGCCAACAGGAUACGAAAUUCAAUUAGCUGGGCACAGAUUGUAUCAUUCGACAUGUCCAGAGGGCGCAAGAUAGGCUUUAGCCAUUAGGGGUGGGAAAAGCACACCCAAAAACCAGGCAAUGUAUCGAUCUCAUGUUGCU
Molecule: messenger RNA, 2188 nt
Organism: Kockovaella imperatae
Lineage: Eukaryota; Fungi; Basidiomycota; Tremellomycetes; Tremellales; Cuniculitremaceae
Exons: 3
Coding region: 212-1981 (589 amino acids)
Molecular function (GO): protein binding
Source: RefSeq, a predicted model, not a curated record